AUGUCAUCGGAAGAAGUUAACAGAGUAACGGCAGCAGUGCCUACGGAAGAAGCUGGCCAGUCAGUCAGUAGCACAAGCCAAAACACAAGUACAGCUACUUCCAACGUCAACUCCCCACGUCCUCCAGACCAAGUCAGCCGUUCAAAUAACCUCCAGCGUAUUCAGCAACGCAAGCAACACGUAUUCAACUGGCCUCAAAGUAAGAAGUUGAUUAAAUUGGCGAACUACAGCGCGUGUCAAGUAGAAGAGUGUAAAUGUAACGGCUGGAAAAACAGCCUGCCACUGGUAAAAUCGCCUCAGAAAGAUGGACAACCUCAACAGCAAGCCCAGCAGCAGGUUCCCAAUUUCAGUGAUCCAUGUCGAUGUUGCAAUCAUACUCUAGACAAUCAUAUUAGUCAUUUACCAAAACAGUCAGAUGAAGAGAUUAACAGAUUACUAGGGAUGGUCGUGGACGUCGAUAACAUAUUUAUGGGUAUGCAUCGCGAAGAAGAUACAGAUACUAAGAAAGUUUAUUAUUAUUUAUUUAAAUUAUUAAGAAAAAACAUAUUAGCAAUGACUAAACCAGCCGUUGAAGCGCCUCUCGGACAACCGCCUUUUGAAAGACCGAGUAUCGCAAAGGCGAUUAAUAAUUUUGUUUUAUAUAAAUUUAGCCACUUGCCGCAGCAUGAUUGGCAAGCAAUGUAUGACUUAGCUAAAAUGUUUCUUCACUGUCUGAACCAUUGGAACUUUGAGACACCAAGCGCUAGAAGAAUAUCUGCUAACCUGGAAGAUCCGACGCCUUAUAAAAUAAAUUACACGCGGUGGCUCGUUUAUUGUCAUGUUCCAGCAUUUUGUGAUUCGCUGCCGCAUUACGACACUACGUUAGUAUUUGGAAAAACAAUGUUACAAGCGGUAUUUAAAUCUGUUUGCCGACAACUUAUGGACAAAUGUCACAGCGAGCGAGAUAAAAUGUCACCUGACAAGCGAGUUCUUGUACUGACCCAUUUUCCAAAGUUCUUAUCAAUGCUCGAGGGUGAAAUUUUCUCAAACACUUCACCUAUUUGGGAUCCGGAAUUCAAGCAAGUACCGCCUUAUCAUCUCCAUUUAUCACUAGACGCAAAAACCAACGCUGGACGUCGUACGGGUGAAUUUGAAAAGGUAACACUUACUCCCAAUGAUAAAGACAAUUACACGACAAUAAAUAUCAGUCCAGGAGUUAAGCGAGCCGGAGAUAAGCGACCUCAUACUGAAGGAAGGUCUGAGAGUAAGAAGAAACGAACUGAAGAAGCCUUUGAGGACUUGCCUGAGGAGACUGUCGCUGUUGUUUUGGACACGAUUAAUGAUCCAAAUUACAUGUGUGGUCCCGAUGCCGUUUUCCCGCCAAAUGUACCAAGAGACGAGACUGCCAAGCUGGAAGAAGCGAAGAAAAUAAUAGAGUUUCAUGUAAUUGGCAACAGUUUGAGUCAGCCGGUGUCCAAGCAGACCAUGCUCUGGUUGAUAGGUCUUCACAAUGUUUUCAGUCAUCAAUUACCUCGGAUGCCCAAAGAAUACAUCUCGCAGUUAGUUUUUGAUCCGAAACAUAAAACUCUAGCGUUAAUUAAAGAUGGCAGACCAAUCGGUGGUAUCUGCUUUCGGAUGUUUGCAACUCAAGGGUUCACCGAAAUUGUUUUCUGCGCUGUUACGAGUCAAGAACAAGUUAAAGGAUACGGGACACAUUUGAUGAAUAUGUUAAAAGACUAUCAUAUAAAAAAUAAUAUUCUACAUUUUUUGACGUUCGCUGAUGAGUUCGCCAUCGGUUACUUCAAGAAACAAGGCUUCAGCAAAGACAUUAAAUUACCCCGAGCUAUGUACCAGGGGUACAUAAAAGAUUAUGAGGGGGCAACUUUGAUGCACUGCGAGCUGAAUGCAAAAAUAGUUUACACUGAAUUCACGGCUGUUAUUAGAAAGCAGAAGGAAAUUGUGAAAAAAUUGAUUCAACAGCGGCAGCAAGAAAUUCAAAAGGUUCAUCCAGGGUUGUCAUGCUUCAAGGAAGGCGUUCGAGGCAUUCCUGUUGAAUCUAUUCCAGGAAUUCGCGAGACUGGGUGGAAAAAUUACGCGCAAACGAGAACGAGGGGUGUCGCCAAAGGCAGUCAGGGUCCAGAGCCCAUGGAAGCUUGUCUUGAUAUUACUGAUUCGCUUUAUAAUGCACUGAAGAGUGUUUUAAACAGCGUUAAAAAUCACAGCACCGCUUGGCCAUUCCUGAAACCUGUAGAUAAAAAUGAUGUUCCUGAUUACUAUGACCACAUAAAAUAUCCAAUGGAUCUCAAAACAAUGACGGAGCGAUUGAAAGCUCGAUAUUACGUGACAAGGCGACUUUUUAUUGCUGAUAUGACGAGAAUAUUUACGAACUGCAGAUUAUACAACAGUCCUGACACCGAAUAUUUCAGAUGUGCGAAUGCGCUUGAAAAAUAUUUUCAAACUCGUAUGAAAGAAAUCGGUCUUUGGGAUAAAUAA
Molecule: messenger RNA, 2472 nt
Organism: Cotesia congregata
Lineage: Eukaryota; Metazoa; Arthropoda; Insecta; Hymenoptera; Braconidae
Source: the annotation of a GenBank genome assembly